Caenorhabditis elegans is the source of this 2131-nucleotide messenger RNA. RefSeq names its product long-chain-fatty-acid--CoA ligase (gene acs-15). Lineage: Eukaryota; Metazoa; Nematoda; Chromadorea; Rhabditida; Rhabditidae. The coding region runs from base 20 to 2131 and encodes 703 amino acids. Gene Ontology annotation, molecular function: long-chain fatty acid-CoA ligase activity. The record is from RefSeq and is marked reviewed. The transcript has 9 exons.
AAUCAUUUCUCGUCAAACCAUGCUCAAUCAAAGUGUGCGGUUUUUGGCUCGCCGAGCAAAUUCUCAGAUCCGGCGUUCCAAUCUUCUGAAGACUGGCUCACUUGCAGCUCAAGAUCGUGGCUUUUUCUUCGGGAAACGUCGUGAACCAAGAUGCGAUUUGAAAAAUCAAUCAAUUGUUCAAGCAGAUGGAAGUAGAAAGUCUGCAUGGCUCGGAGACAAACCACUUCGACACGAAUCGUUCAUUGGAAUACUGACUACUUAUGCGGGGAUUCGCCGCGGACCAACUGUCGGUGGAAAAGAAAUGUUAGGGAAGAGAGUGAUGAAAAAUGGAAAAUUGGAAUGGGAAUGGAUAACGUAUGAGCAAGCAUUCGAAAUAUCUGAUAAUGUAUCACAAGCUAUCAGAAAGUUGGGAAUUGAGAUUGGCGAUAAGUCUAAUAUUGGGAUUUACUCAAAAAAUCGACCAGAGUGGGUCUUGUCCGACAUGGCAAUUCACAACUUCAGCAAUGUUUCUGUUCCAAUAUACGAUAAUAUACCCAAUGAAGAUAUGCAUUACAUAACCAACCUUUGUGAAAUCCCGUUAAUGUUUGUCGAUAGUGAAGAUAAGACUACUCAACUCAUCAAAGACAAAACCUAUUUGUCAAAAAGUUUGAAAUACAUUGUACAAUUUGACAAGGUAUCCGAUGAGAUGAAGGCAAUGGCGGAGAGCAAUAAUUUCCAAUUGUGGAGUUUUGAUGAGUUUGUAGAACUGGGAAAGAAGCAUGAGCAUCGUCCACAUGCUCCACCAACACCUGAGACGCUGGCAACAAUCUCAUUCACUUCUGGAACUACUGGGCGUCCGAAAGGAGCCAUGCUGACUCACUUGAACUUGUGCUCUACAACAGUUGCCUGCGAAGAAUUUGAGCAUGUUGAGGGGGAGCUGGAUUCGUAUCUUUCUUAUCUUCCAUUGGCUCAUGUGUACGAGAGACACUGCACUCUUGCGCACUUCAAAAUCGGAUCAAGAAUCGGCUUCUCCCGUGGUGAUCCAGCUCUUUUGGUAGAGGACAUUCAAGCACUUGCUCCACGUACAUUUGCCUGCGUUCCUCGAGUUUUAGGCAAGAUCUAUAAGUCUGUAAUGAGCCAAGUGCAGGAUAAGCCGGUGAAGAAGAUGAUUCUAAACUCUGCAAUAGCUUACAAAUUGUAUCAUUACAAAAUGACCGGAAAAGCUACCCGGGAUACUUUGGUGGACAAAUAUAUUCUGCACAAGAUUCAGAUGAUUCUCGGCCCCAAUAUCAAACAAUUUCUGAUUCCGGCUGCAAAAACUGAUAAUUCCUCAAUGAGAUUUGCUCGUGGAGCCUUUGGAAUUGAGAUCCUUGAGCUAUACGGCCUAACCGAGACUUCCGGGCCUACAACAAUUCAGUUGGUUGGAGAUAUGUUGGGAUCUGUUGGGCCGCCUAUCUCAUGUACCUCGAUAAAACUUGUCGAUAUUGCGGAACUUGGAUACUUUGUCGAUGAAAAUGGAGGUGAAGUCCUUGUAAAGGGUCAUAACGUCACUUCAGGAUAUUACAAGGAUCCCAAAGCAACUGCAUCAGCAUUCACAGAAGAUGGAUUUAUGAAGACUGGAGAUAUUGGAAAAUUCACUCCUGAAGGAACUCUCCAGCUUAUAGAUCGCCGCGACAACGUACUAAAACUUCCUCAAGGAGAGUUUGUAGCUCCGGAUCUCACAGAGUCUUUGUACAUUUCAUCAAAAUUUGUACAACAAAUUUGUGUGCAUGGGAAUAAGGAAAAACCAUGGCUCGUAGCAGUCGUCGUUCCAGAUCCAGAGUACCUGGCUUCUCAUGCCAAUCUGGAGCACAAUAUCGAGGGAAAGACCUACGAGGAGUUGUGCAAAAUUCCGGCUCUCGCUGAAGAUGUGCUCCGUGACUUUGUAGAUCUCACCAAAGAGCACAAUCGGCCAAGACAUGAAGGGGUAUUUGCCAUACAUCUCACUCCCAUCGCCUUCUCACCGCAAAAUGGCUUGACAACUCCAACUCAUAAAAACAAGAGGACUGCAAUUGCACAGUUCUUCAAGAAACAAAUUGUAGAAAUGUUUGACAGGAUUGAGAAAGAAGAAGAAGGCACCGAAUUGACCACAAAAAUCGAAAAUGCUCAUUGA